CUCACAACACACACGAUAACGGUUACCGCUCAUUGACAGCCAACCUACACGGGUUCGCUUCCUAGUGGGCAAAUACUCCCCACCAGAAUGACUUAGGACUAGUUUCUGUGGAUAUGGAUGCCAUUCUGAGGAAGAAAUCGGAUUUGUCGCUACACGGUGCCCGUCCAGAAGAUGGGGUGCGUGACAUGAUCAUCAUCAGCGACAUUGAUGAAAUCGGAAUCAACAUCAACCUGAAAACAAGGUACAAGAAAGAUAUCAUCUACACGUUCACUGGUACAAUUCUGGUGGCUGUCAAUCCAUACAAGAGCUUGCCCAUCUAUGAACAAAAAGAUGUCGAUCAGUUUAAUGGCAAGAAACUCAGCCAGGUGGAGCCACACGUGUUUGCGGUUGCCGAGGCGGCAUUCCGGAAUCUUCAGAAUUCCUCAGAUAACCAAUCUUGUAUCAUCAGUGGGGAAAGUGGGGCAGGAAAAACAGAAACCACAAAGUUUAUUCUGCAGUAUCUAUGUUGUGUCACAAACCACACAUCCUUCUGGACCGAGCAACAGAUCCUGGAGGCAAACACCGUUCUGGAGGCCUUUGGCAAUGCCAAAACAGUACGAAAUGACAACUCCAGUCGUUUUGGAAAAUUUAUGCAAGUUUGUUUCGACAAGUGCCAAAUCAAGGGAUGCAUUGUGCAAGACUAUCUCCUGGAGCAGUCUCGGAUUACGUUCCAGUCGCCAAACGAACGCAACUACCACGUCUUCUACCAGCUGGUUGCUGGGGCACAGGCCAGCCCUGAACUGGCGCAACAGUUUCUGAUUGGCUCGGCCGAGUCCUACAACUAUUUAAAUCAAAGUGGGUGCUCCCAGCUAGACGGAGUGGACGAUUCGGCCAUGUUCGACAACCUCCGACUGGCGAUGAACGUUCUCAACAUUCCAGCGCAAAUGGUGGAUGGGAUUUUUUCUGUGCUUUCAGCCAUUUUGUUGAUAGGGAAUUUGAAGUUUGAGGACGUGGAGGGGGAGAAGACUGAUCUCACUUCGGAGGAUAAAAGUAUUUUAAGCAUUGUCUGUGAUCUAUUGGGAUUCGAUGUGGAAGGACUCGUGGAAUCUGUUUUGUUUCGUCAGAUUCAAGUGAGGGGAACAAUUACCAACAUACCAUAUAAACUACAAGAGGCUUGUGAAAAUCGCCAUGCAAUGGCCAAGGCUCUCUACGCCCGGACGUUUGCCUGGCUCGUGGAUUCCGUGAACAAGUGCAUUAACCCAGGCCAACACCAGUCACACUUCAUGGGAAUUCUCGACAUCUUUGGAUUCGAAAAUUUUGAGACAAACAGCUUUGAACAGCUAUGUAUCAACUACACAAAUGAAAAACUACACCGAUUCUUCAACCAUUAUGUCUUUGCCUUGGAACAAGAAACGUACAGAGAAGAGGAAAUAGAAUUUUCACAUAUUACGUUCACUGAUAAUACAAAGUGUGUGGAACUCAUUGAGAAGGCACCAAGAUGCAUUCUAAAGAUUUUGGAUGAAGAAUGCAGAUUUCCUCAGGGCACGGACAAGACGUACCUGAACAAACAGAACCAGGAGCUGUCCGAGUCGUCGUACUACCUGACGGGCCUCGACCGGCGGGUGUGGGAGAACCAGUUCGGCGUGACCCACUACGCCGGCUCCGUCAUCUACUGCGUCGACGGCUUCCUCGACAAGAACAAGGACACGCAGCAGGACCAGCUCUUUGAGCUGAUGCACAACUCGACCAACGCAUUCGUUAAAGAUCUCACCAGAUUCCAGGAUCUGCUUGGUGUUCGACUGGAAAUUUUAGAUGGACGACAGACGAUAUCAAGAACAGCUCGGAGCAGACCAACAGUCGGAGACACUUUCAAGCAUCAGUUGUCUGCCCUUGUCGAUGUGCUGGCCAUGACAAACCCCUGGUAUGUGCGCUGUUUGAAGCCGAAUGCGAAAAAGGUUCCCGAUUGUUAUGAAGAGAAGGAAGUGCUCACCCAGCUCAGAUACUCGGGCAUGCUGGACAUUAUCCGGAUUAAGAAAGAGGGCUAUCCAGUCCAUGUUCCAUUUAAACAGUUUCUUGAGAAGUAUGGUAUUCUGCUGCCUGGCCGCAUUGCUGAAGAAGACCACCGCUCUGCUGUGAAGACUAUCUUCAACAAUCUCAGUCUGCCGACUACAGAAUGGCAGGUUGGAAAAACCAAAGUUUUUAUGAAAAAUACAGUGUUUGAGUGCCUUGAAGAAAAACUUUGGCAGUUACUUACCCAAAAAGCCAUUCUCAUACAGAAAAUAUGGAGAGGAUUUUUCUGUAGAAAAGAUUACCAAAACAAACGAUGGGCAGCGAUGGUGUUACAGUCGAACUUCAGGUGUUUUAGACACAGACUGGUGUUCUUGAGAUGUCGCAAGGCUGCCGUAGUCAUACAGUCGUACGUGCGAGGUAUGGCCGCCCGCCGUCUGGCUGUGUCUGUGAGGGAGAAGAAGCGGGCAGAGGAGGAGCGAAGGAGACGGGAGGAGGAGGAAGAGCAGACACGCGCGGUUCAGAAACAGGAGGCUGAUGAACAGGCCAUUGAGCAGUCCAUCAAGAAUAUUCAUAUACGAGAAUCUCAGGCAGAGCUGGAAUCUCUGACUCUUCUCAUUGAGUCGAUGUGGACGCACCACAAACCCAACAUAGCACCAAACAACCUUGACCUUGACUCCAUGUUUGACUUCCUACAAGUGGAGCGUCAGGAAAUGAAGAACUCGUUCAGUGAGAAAGUCUCCACUAACGUCUUCAGUCCCAACGAGAAGAAAGCAGCUGUGGAGGAGAUUCGGGAUGAGUUCUCUGCCCUUGACGAACUCUUUACACAAGCCCAGGAUGCACAUGAAGGAGACAGGGUUCUGGCUCACCUGGACAAGUCGAUAUCCGAGUUUGACGACAACCUGUCACCUGCGAAAACUGACCGAGGUCCUGUGUUUAUCGCACCUCCCCCGCCACCCGGUCCACCCCCUCCACACCUUCUUCAGUUAGACGGACUACCACCGCCUCCACCAGGAUUAGCAGAGUUGGGUCCCCCGCCAUCAAUCCCAGCUCCAGGCAGCCCACCGGGUAUUUCUCCUCCACCUAUCAGCAACCUUGUUACUAACGAUGAUGACACACUGCCUCUGCCGCCACCACCGCAGAACUUUGAAGACCUGACGAGCAUCAGCGGAGAACUACCACCACCACCACCACCACCACCUCCUCCUACAGUCAGCAUCACUCAGCAGAAUGGCUGGCACGACCACGAACCUCCAGGGAUAACAGACCUAGAAAACAUCUACGAACAGCCGUGUUUGUUUCCCGGAGUUCCCCCCAUCGAGGUUACAGAAUAUCCCAAAAGACGAUCUGGUCCUGCACCUCCACCACCUCCCCGUCGCGGGUCUGCCCUCACGGCUCCCCCAUCCCCACCCACCUCCCUUGGGAGGUCUUCCAGCAUGAACCUUCCAAUAUCGGCGUCGGGGUCGGCAAUAUUUCCACCCAAUCAGCGCCCUCUCAGUGCCCUGUCUCCGGAGACGCAGGAGAAACUGUCGUCCUUGUUGGAGCAGCCCCCCGAGGAAGGGGGUGUACAGAGCCCCGAGGGGGGAGUCGUGACACAGAAUGUUGAGAGAAAUGACAGGGAGGGGUCGCUAGAGACUGACACGGUGUGGAAUAUUAUCGAAUACGCAGAGAAGUACUUCAAUAACCAUGCGAAGGAUUAUGGCGGCACUCUGAUGAAGAGUUUGAAAAAGAAGAGAGAUUCGUUGAAGGAUGUGUUGUCCAAGGAAGAAAUGCUGCAGUACAACAAAUCGGGUUUGAUCCCGACGUCGCACAUCCACCUGCACGACACCGAGAACAUCCACUUGGCCUGCAACAUCUUCAAGGAGUUGACGAAGUUGAUGCGAGACGAGCAGAAGGAGGAUGACGUGAUCCCCAUCAUCCAGUACAUCGUUCGACUGGGAAUCGAGCGAAUCGAGCUGCGGGACGAGAUAUUCUGUCAGCUCAUCCGCCAGUCCCGUGCGAACUCCGAAAACGAUAGUCUACUCCAUGUGUGGCUUAUCUUGUGCCUUUGUACAGCGUCAUUCUCGGCCAGCAAAAACCUUCAUAAGUAUUUGUUGUCUUACGUGAAGAAGAACUGCUCCAACGCGGUGGCCGGCAAGUUUGCCAUCAUGUGUCACAAUCACCUCACAGUGCCGAGAGCCGUAGCAAGGAAGCAUCCACCGUCUUCUAUUGAGAUCAUGUGUCUCCGUGCUGUCAGUCCAAUCAUUUGUAAAGUGUAUUUCAUGGAUGGCAAGACGAAGGCUGUCAGCAUUCUGUCGUGUGACACGACCACAGACCUGCUGGAGAAAGUCGCCAAAAAGAUUGGACUGAAGUCUGUAGAAGGCUGGUCAGUCUAUGAGGUUACUAAGGAGUAUGAGAGAUUUAUUCGUAGUUAUGAAUAUGUGGCGGAUAUUCUAGCAGAGUGGGAACAAGGUGACCGUUUGUCAGCCCAGAUGAGUAAGUAUGAAACGGUCUCGAAGAAAGGCCCCAAGAUGGCGCUGGGAGGGCUGGAUGCUAAGCUGGUGUUCAGGAAGCGUGUGUACCGCCAUGUUCACGACAUUCCGAAUGAUCCGAUAGAAUACCACCUUCUGUACGCUGAGGCAGUGAACAAAGUGGUCAGGCUGGAUGAGUUCUCCGUGUCGGAGAAAGUGGCGUUACAGCUGGCCGGUCUGCAGGCUCAGGUGAUCUGGGGAGAGUUUGAAGAGGACAAGUCUUUCAGAUACAGUGAAGCAGAACAGUAUUUGAGUAAGAGAAUUCUGUCCUCAUCAGGAAGAAACUGGUCUGUGGAAGUUGCUAAAGCUCACAAGCACUAUGGAACGGGGAAAACUGAGCUUGAAGCCAAAGUCUGGUAUCUGACGUGUGUAAAACAGUUCCCACUCUACGGCUGCACGCUGUUUCCAAUUGUUCACAAAGGCUUGUGGUCCCACACAAGUGACGCCCUUCUUGCCAUCAACAUGGAUGGAAUCAAGUUUGUUCGCGCCAAGGACAAGUCUGUGAUUCACGAUUUCCGCUACUCAGAGAUCGAGUCGGUGUCGAUAGAUGCGAAUGACAACUACGUGACGCUGGAACUGCGCAACAAGGCUCAGACUGACUGUCCACAGAGGACGUUCAUGUUCGAAACUAACUACAAGGAGGACAUCGGCCACCUCGUCGCAAGCUACUCACCACACCAUGCAUCGUGGAUGAAACACGACUACGAAGGAAUGAAGAAGAUAAAGAUGACGGAUGAAGAAAAACUGAAACUUUACGAAGAAUUAGUCCGAUGUCGAAAGGCUCUGUCUGAAAGUCGUCUGCUACAGCGCCCCCUGCAGGACAGUGGGGCAGGUUUCCUUAGGAACACUCUGAGAAGACUGACCAAGUCGAGGAUUGAUCGGUUACAACAUUACGCCGCUUCCAACAGCGGCCAGUUUGACGUGAGUUACUGGUCGUACACCAAGAGUCCGCUGCGCCAGAGCCUCACCGCGAUACACGACCCCACGGUGGAGGAGAUCGGGGUGAAGAUGUUCAACUCCAUUCUCGUCUACACCGGCAUCGAGGAAGCAGUAGCGGGAGAAUCUCAUGACCAUGUCGGCAUGGUCCAAGUCUUGAUGCAGAAGUGUCUGGAGAACGAUCACCUGUGUAACGAGUUCUACGUACAACUCAUCAAACAGACGACAGACCAUCCAGACCCUAACAGUUUGGUAAACCAACGAAGCUGGCAGCUUAUGGCUGUCACAACAAGCACCCUGUCUCCACCAAACUCACGUGUUCAGAAAUAUCUCCAGUGUCACCUCAAGAAGUGCUCCAUGGAUUCCACAACAGAGGAAGGAAAAUAUGCCAGGUUCUGUCAUAAGUGUCUUUCAAGAACUCUAGAGAAGAAAAGGAGAAAGUUUGCUCCAUCUACUAAAGAGAUUGAAUGUGUUGCACAGAGACGUCUGAUCACAGAGCAAGUGUACUUCCUGAAUGGGGAGCAUCGGGUGGUGGAAUUUGAUUCAGCAGCAAACUGUUUUGAGGUUAUAAAGACGGUGAAGGCGAAGAUAGGAAUGAGAUUAGACGCCGAGUGUUUUGCCCUCUACGAAAUCAUGAGUUCUUCAGAGCGCAGUAUGGUGUAUGACGAGAGACUGUCGGACAUGUUGAGCAAGUGGGAGAGACUGUCAAGAAGUGGAGCAGUCCGAGAUCUCAGACUGGUCUUUAAAAAACGGCUGUUUAUUGAGCCGUACAUGAACCAGAACGACCCGGCGGAGUGUGACCUCGUCUUCCACCAGCUCACCGAGGACGUGUUUGAACAGAGGAUCCCCAUCACACUGCAGGACUGUGUUCGUCUAUGUGCCUUGAAGAUUCAGUCUGAAAUUGAAGACAUGAAAAGUUGUGAAAUUGACUACAGUUCUGUGACUCGCAUUCUACCACGUGACCUUCGACCUAGUGUCAAGGUUGAAGAUGUUGCCACUAUGCAUAAAACCGUGCUGGAUCUAAGCCCCCAGCGAGCUGUGAUUCACUUCAUCGAUGUCUUAAAGAAGUGGGAACUCUUUGGAUCAACAGUCUUUGAAGUCGGGCAAACCUACACUUCAAUGUUACCCAAGACUCUUCUACUGGCGGUCCAUCAAAGAGGAAUUCAUCUGCUGGAGGCAAAAACCUUUAGAGUGCUUGGAGCGUACCCCUAUGCAGACAUUGUUCACUCUAGUCCGGCCAUCAAGAGCAUCAUGAUCGUCAUUGGCCAUGUAGCGAAGGGAACCAAGUUCAUGUUUAACACUAAUCAGGCAUCUCAAAUAGCUCAUCUGAUCAAGGACUAUGUUGAGGAGCUGCAGGCUCGCUACAUGCUGAAACCAUCGGACAACACGCAGCGCAUGUCUCGCGCCAUAGACCUUGAGGAACUGGACAGACAGACGGCCAUACAGACGGUCGGACAGCAGCAACGGCAGGAAUAACGACAACAUGGGCUGUUUGUGGGUUAAUAUUAUCAUACAUGGGGAUAGGGGUGGGUACAGGGUUUAAGCUAGAUCGAUAUAAUCAUACAGACAGACAGACGGCCACCAUACAAACAGUCUGACAGGAGUAACAUGAUCAUGGGCUGUUUGUGUGUUAAUAUCAGACACAGGGACAUAGGGUGUGUACAGGGUUAAAGCUAGAUUGCUAUAAUUAUACUGAUGGAAAGGAAUAUGGGAACACUUAAACAGUAACAGCAAAUAUUGCUUGCUAUUAUAGAAUCCUCAUCCAUAAUAUCAGACCUUUGUUACUGAUAUUCAUUGUUACAGUACUGACAUUUCAGUAUUUCAUCUCGUCAUGUUAAACAACCUAAAUACUAGACAGCAGUGAAUUGAAUUUUGUUCUCAAAUAUCACGUGUUUCCUUAUUUCUUUCAAUCAAUUUAGUGAAUUUGGUAAUAAAAUAAAAAAGUUGUCAUCAGCAAACUAUGAUUUGGCAAACGAUGGUGAAAAACCUAUGGGUGGAUGGGAAGGUGGAGGGGGGGGGGGGGGGGUAAUCAUUGAACAAACAUUCCUUUUUAUUGGUGUGAGCCGGACCGGAAGGUGUUUGGGAGAGAUUAAUUUGCAAUUUCUUGCCACUGGUUCAAAUAUGACAGGGUUAUAUACAUUGAGUUAUUAGCUUCACAUGGUUUACAAUGAAGCGCAAAUCGUGUCGCAAGCGAUUUCACAAUUCUGUAAAAUUAUUUAUUUUUAACAGAUUUUGAGCAGAGAUCAUGUCAGAAAUGAUUUCAUGUGUAAAAUCAUUCAGUUGAAACAGGUAUUUUGAGCAUAGAUCAAAAUUGAAACAUUAACAUGAAAUAUAAAGUUCAGUUGAUGCCUUCUCAAACUGAAUUUGAAUUAUGAAUUGUCAUUGAAACAUUAUGCUGUAAUAUUUGUUUUUGAUUGAAGAAGCUGUAUAUAUCUUACAAGUGGGAGGGAGGGACAGUGCUGGAAAAUGUAUUGACAGAAUUUAUGGAUAGUUCUAUAAAGUUUGGUGCUGCUGUCAUCAAUCUGCAUAAUUAUUGAUACGAGUACUGGCUAACUGAAGGUGUGGUGUGCAUAUCAUUUGUGUCAAAUGUCAAAAUAAAAUAAAAUAAUAAUUAUGAGUGCAGUACUCUCAUUUGCCUCUUUAAAGAGCAUAAUUUUGUAAUGGAAGGAUUAAAAGUAUAAUUGUCAAUAAUUAAAUGAUGGAAAUGUGUUGGGAUUCUAUUAUACAUAAUGUGUUUUGAAUUCUGUUUGGCAUGUUUUUCUCUUACAGCAUUCCUAAAUCAAAAUGCAUAAAAAAAUUCCAACCAGCGCCUGUGCCUAUAAAACUUUCAAAGUCUGGACUCGAAAUCUUUAAUGCCGUUGCACCCAUGCAUAUAGUUUGUAUGGCAUUGCCAUGAUGUUAAAGUCUCAAGGCAUUAUGAAAGACUCGAAUUUAGACUUUGUGCCAGAUUUACCAAGCCUGUUUUUAUUAAACAAAUUAAGAUGUUUAAGCAUUGAAAAUAUAUAUACAUGAAGUUGCAUGCACAAAUGCAGGCUUUGUAAAUUCGGCCCUAAAAGUUUUAUAAGCGUUAGAUUGCCCUAUUGUUAAGCCAUUGAAUUUAAAGGUACUUCGUCCUCUAAACACAAUGUAUAUAUAUAUAUGUGUGUGUGUGUGUGUGAAAUGUGGCAGGAUGUAGCUCACUGGUGGAGCUCUUGUUUGAGGUGCAGUGGGUCACAGGAUCGAUCACCCUUAAUAGACUGUAUGUACUCUCCUGUCUGUGGGAAAGUGCAUGAAAAACAUCCCUUGAUGGUUUAUCAUUAGGAAUAGCCUAUGGUGGCAACAGGUGACCUUAUUUUUUCUCCAUCAACCUAAUGUCCAGGGGUGGGAAUUCUCCUCGGAUCAGCUGUUAUCCUCUCAUGGAACAUUGCAUUUCCUCGCAUUUUAAUCAUCCUUUCCUCCAAAAUGUGUCGGAUGGCACAGAUUUUAACCUAGGACUUCAAGAAUUUCCGGGACCCCUCUAGAUUUCCUCUUUUUACAUUUCACCAAUUCCCACCCCUGAAUGUCACAAUAAACCUAAGUCAAACACCAAAUAGCUGUACAGUUUAAAAUGUGCUGAGGUGUCAUUAAAUAUUCCUUUCCUUUUUGGUUGAAAAGUAGAGUUUCUUAUUUGGAAUAUUAAUUUGUGUACAUCUGGCGAGUUUAUGUGUGCCCUAAUGUCUAUAAAAGCAUAUUGCAGUAUCUUUUAUGUGACAUUUGUGGGCAUGCGACAAUUUUCAUGAUGAUUUUUGGAAGGACCUUUUGGAAAAAGAACCUAUUGUGACAAUUCAGAACGGCUCCAGAUAAGAAUUGAACAUUUCCAGUUGUCAAGUACCACAUGAAAUUGGAAGUAAAUUUGACAUGAAUAGAUGUGAAAAAGGUUACUAUUGCAAGAAAGAAACUAGUUUUAGACAAAUACUCUCCAGUGUUGUAAGAGAACCAAGUACCUUUAAAGCUGGUAGGUUCUGAGUUCAUAUCCCAGUCGUGGAAACAAAAGGGGAUGAUAUUUCAAAAUCUUUGCUAACUGGAAGUCGGUUCAGUUAAUUUUGACCUAGAUAACCAAUUGUAUGAUUAAGUGAAUUAUAUUUGCUUAUUCAGUGAGUAAUCUGAUCAUAGCACGUUUGUGUAUACAUCUGUUCUGUGCUACAUUGACAUUCCAAAUAAAUUUUAAAACAAAUUCAUUUUGCAGUAUCUUUCAGGUGUGCAAAAUCAAUCUAGAAACAUUUUUGAAAGGGUUUGCAACUGUUAGUUUUAAAACAUAGGCCUUUCCAUGCAACCAGUUGGCGGUUCAGGUGAAUUUAAAUUUGUUUAAGGGACAUUUUUAUUAUGUGAUUAGUUGCAGCGAUUUAUUACAUGUGAUCGAAUAGUACAGUAAGACCACCUGAUUCGGAAUGACAUUAGUUGUAUAAACAUAUGAUUGGUGAUGCUACGACCUAUCGCAUGCGACAAGUCAGUGUGACUAAUCGCAUAAUGAAAAUGCCCCUUUAACUGACACAGGAACAGAAUAAGAGUUUGUGUGAAAUAUUCUAGCCUAAGGCCACAGAAGAUAAUAUGUAAGGCUAUGACAUUUAACAACCACGAUUUUCAUCAACCACAAACAACGGACCACUGUCCAGGACAUUUAACAACCACAACUUUUAUUAACCACAAAUAAUGGAUCACUGUCCAGGACAUUUAACAUCCACAACUUUCAUCAACCACAAACAAUGGACCACUGUCCUGAACAUUUAACAACCACGACUUUCAUCAACCACAAACAAUGGACCUCUGUCCAGGACAUUUAACAUCCACAACUUUCAUCAACCACAAACAAUGGACCACUGUCCUGGACAGACAACUGAGAGAACCAACGUUUGUCAGGCCAGGCCAGCAUAUUUGCACCUUAAUUGGAUAAAUCAAAAUGUAUGAAUGUAAAUGAAAGAUUCCAAGAAAUGUACAGGGAUAUUCCUAUCAUCAAUUGCAAAUGUUGUUAAUUAAUAUAUAAUUCAAUGACCCGCUGUUUUUUUUGUCUGUGAUUUCAAGUUUGAAGAUGACAG
Gigantopelta aegis is the source of this 10483-nucleotide messenger RNA. Its product is annotated as unconventional myosin-VIIb-like. Gene Ontology annotation, molecular function: cytoskeletal motor activity; ATP binding; protein binding. The transcript is spliced from 44 exons. The record is from RefSeq and is a predicted model, not a curated record. Gene Ontology annotation, cellular component: myosin complex; cytoskeleton. Bases 114 to 6908 code for a protein of 2264 amino acids. Gene Ontology annotation, biological process: signal transduction. NCBI's taxonomy places the organism in Eukaryota, Metazoa, Mollusca, Gastropoda, Neomphalida, Peltospiridae.